AUGGUCACCAACAAUGCUGAGAAAGGAACCCCUGUCGCCCAUGAGAGUCCUCGCGCAUCGAGCCAUGAAUAUGUGGAAGACACAACCGCUCUAGAGGUAGACAACUAUCAUGGCUUGACACUCCGCACAACUCUGGUCUACGUGGCUUUGUGCCUUCAGUACUUUGUGCAGAUGUUCAACGUUGUCGGCUCCGGCGCAUUCUCAAGAAGUAUUGCUGCAUCUGUUGGCGGCUCAGACAAGACCGUCUGGUUGAGUCAGGCCAUCGUCAUCGUGACCGUUGUUCUGGGCCCUCCAGCCUCUCAAGCCGCCGACUACUGGGGCCGGAAGGUUUUCCUCGUCUUUGGCUCGGCCAUUGGCCUAAUUGGUGCAUUGAUCCUCUCUCGAGCCGAUACGAUGGGCCAGGCUAUUGCGGGACAAGUAGUUCUGGGCGUGCUCUACAUUGCGCAGCCAAUCCUCAUUGCAGUUGGUUCGGAGAUCCUGCCACGCCGUCUAAGACCGUUAGCGCAAGCUGGUCUGAACGCCGGUGGUGCUCUGGGUGCCGUCACGGGACUGUUGGCAGGCUCCGCGUUGACUGCCAACAGUCUUUUUGGCUGGCGUAGCUACUGGUACAUCAUCGCCGCUCUUCUGGGUACGUCAGCGGCCACCCUCGUAUUCCUCUACCGACCGCUUCCAAGGUCACUGCAACAGACCUUGCCCUUCCGCGAGAAACUUGCCCGCCUGGAUUGGAUCGCCUACUCGCUCCUGCCCAGCGGUUUGACGCUAUUCACCAUGGGCCUUUCCUGGGGCGAUAAUCCAUUCCCGUGGACGGAUGCCCAUGUCCUCGGCCCCUUGAUACUUGGUGGUGGACUUUUCCUGGCCCUCAUUGCACAUCAGACGUUUGUUAAGAAGGACGGUCUUGUCCAUCACGACCUGUUCAAGAAGGACCGAAACUUUGCACUGGCACUUGGCUGCUUUUUCGCAGACGGCAUGAUCUUCUGGUCGGCAAACAACUAUUACGCCUUCCAAGUUUCCGUCUUGUACGAAGACGAUACGUUGCUUGUAAACCUCCACUUCUGCAUUGCGUUUUUCACGGGCGUCAUUGCAGCAAUUAUGGUCGGCGUUAUAUCGACAUUUACGAAGUCAAUUCGUGAGCCCAUCGUUGCAUCUUUUCUAUUUUUGACCCUGUUCUUCGCUUUGAUGGCCACAACGACAUUGUCUAGCGCCAACGCAGUAUGGGGUUAUCCAGUGUUACUUGGUAUCGGUCUUGGGUGGAGUUUGACAUAUCUCAUCACGGCUGCGCAGCUCAGCGCCCCGCCCGAGCUCAUUGCCAUCACCAGUGGUAUCUUGCUCUCCAUUCGAUCUCUCGGCGGCUCUAUCGGGCUUGCUAUUUAUACGGCAAUCUUCAACUCAUCGAUUUCCACAAAAAUAUCCUCAGAAGUCCCAGCCGCCGUGAUUCCCCUUGGUCUACCACCGCAAUCUGUCGGAGCCUUCAUUGGUGCACUGUCUGCCAACGAUGAGGCAGCCUUUUCUGAAAUCCCUGGCGUCACUCCUGAGAUCAUUGCUUCCGGAAUUCACGCCCUCCAAGAGGCCUACCUCCAGAGCUUCCACCGGGUCUGGACAGCCGCUGCCGUGCUCUCCGGAGUGACAGUCCUAGUCUCAUGCUUCUUUAUCAACCCUGUUGGGGACUUGAACAACCAUGUCGAUGCUCCGUUAGAGGAGGAUUGA
Cyphellophora europaea CBS 101466 is the source of this 1704-nucleotide messenger RNA. RefSeq lists its product as uncharacterized. Gene Ontology annotation, molecular function: transmembrane transporter activity. The record is from RefSeq and is a predicted model, not a curated record. The transcript is spliced from 6 exons. Lineage: Eukaryota; Fungi; Ascomycota; Eurotiomycetes; Chaetothyriales; Cyphellophoraceae. Gene Ontology annotation, cellular component: membrane. Gene Ontology annotation, biological process: transmembrane transport. Bases 1 to 1704 code for a protein of 567 amino acids.